Engraulis encrasicolus (European anchovy) is the source of this 858-nucleotide messenger RNA. It is a transcript of the gene nme2a, whose product is annotated as NME/NM23 nucleoside diphosphate kinase 2a. Lineage: Eukaryota; Metazoa; Chordata; Actinopteri; Clupeiformes; Engraulidae. Gene Ontology annotation, molecular function: nucleoside diphosphate kinase activity. Gene Ontology annotation, biological process: CTP biosynthetic process; GTP biosynthetic process; UTP biosynthetic process. The coding region runs from base 263 to 721 and encodes 152 amino acids. The transcript has 5 exons. The record is from RefSeq and is a predicted model, not a curated record.
GUUCACAGAGCUUUUGUUUUAGCUAUUUAGUGAACAUACUGGGAUUAAGAGGCUUGUCAGUGGGUGCAUGUCUGCGGCAGUUGGAAGUGAGGGUGACUUGCCAUCACACGUGACAGGAUUAAGUGUGGAGCUCUCCAAGGUACCUUCUGUAGUGGGGUGUCUGGGGACAGGCAAGCAGGUACACAUCAACAGUCACUCAUUGGGUAGCCAAGUGGUGAUUAGGAUCUUGCUGAGACCAUAUAAAACAAACUGAAGAAGCGCGAUGGCUGGGAACGAGGAGCGCACAUUCAUUGCCAUCAAACCAGACGGCGUGCAACGCGGGAUUAUCGGAGAAAUAAUCAAGCGUUUCGAGCAAAAGGGUUUCAAACUUGUAGGGAUGAAGAUGCUGCAUGCACCGGAGGAGUUGCUGCAAGAACAUUAUUCUGACCUCAAAGGCAGACCUUUCUUCCCCGGGCUUGUCAGCUACAUGACCUCUGGACCAGUCGUUGCGAUGGUCUGGGAAGGUCUAAAUGUCGUUAAGACAGGUAGAGUGAUGCUGGGGGAGACAAACCCUGCUGAAUCCAAGCCAGGCACCAUUCGAGGGGACUUCUGUGUUCAAGUUGGAAGGAACAUUAUCCAUGGCAGCGAUGCGGUUGACAGUGCCAACACAGAAAUCAACCUGUGGUUUAAACCAGAAGAGCUGUGUUCUUACACCAAGUGUGACCACAGCUGGCUUUAUUAGGCUCACCCUUCAACAGUUACUCCUCUGUUUAUUCUGUUGCUUUGUUUGAUAAUCAAGUUCUUAGAAGUCUUCCAUAGGCAUUACCGGUGUCCAUUGUGUGUAUGUUUCAACAUUGGAUUGAGAAUGUGUUGCCAUUU